AAAACAGUUAUAGCUUAAGGGAAUACAUGCAACACUAUGUACGUCUCAUAACCAAAUAAAACAUAAUAAUCACAUUGAGAGAGAACUCAAGAUAGAAUGGCACAGGCACAACAUGAAGAGAGGAUCCAUGAAAACCAAAAAGAAAAGGAAACCCAAGAAACAGGAAACUCUAGCUUCAAAUUCAAUGCCCAAGCACCUGAAUUUGUUCCAAGAUCACAUACCCAGAUGCCAGUUUCAGGUUAUUACUACCCUUGCUUCCAAAUUUUUGGUGGGUCUAGUGAGUCAGCUGAUUGGUUCUUUGUUGGGGACCAAGAUCCUUCUUGUUUGAUCCCUACUCCCAAUGUUGCACAACCCAAUUCCUCCAAGAAUAUUCUUACCCCUGAUCUUCAACAAAAAAUCGUUAAACAGGUGGAGUAUCAGUUCAGUGACAUGAGUUUGUUAGCAAAUGAAUCCUUUCAUAAACAGAUGAAUAAAGAUCCUGAAGGUUAUGUUCCAAUAACCGUAAUUGCUUCUACCAAAAAGGUUAAAUCUCUUGUUAGUAACAUUAAUAUGCUUACUCAAGCUAUACGUUCAUCUUCAAAACUUGUUUUGAGUGUUGAUGGAAAAAAGGUUAAGCGUAAACAUCCUUACACUGAAAAGGAAAAAGAGGACUUGCUGGCUCGCACUGUUGUGGCAGAGAAUUUACCUGACGAUCAUUCCCAUCAGAAUCUUCAAAAAAUCUUUGGUAUAGUUGGGAGCGUGAAAACGAUCAGAAUAUGCCAUCCCCAAGAGCCUAAUUCUUCUCGCCCAAAAUCUGAUUUCAUCGUCAGUAAUAAGCUCCAUGCACUAGUGGAGUAUGAGACAUCAGAUAUAGCCGAGAAAGCUGCUGAGAAGUUAAAUGAUGAAAGAAAUUGGAGGAAAGGGAUGCGUGUAAGGUUGUUCCUUAGAUGCUCGCCAAAAUCUGUUCUGAAGAGUAGAAAGUCAGAAUUUGAUGGAUAUCUAGAUGAUGACGAGAUUAUAAAUUUUGAAUCUGUUGAGGAUUCUUCUCCUUCUCACUCAAACAAUGCUGAAUUGUUUGAGACAAAUGUUGAUGAAAAUUGGGUAGGAUGUAAGAAAGGAUGGGCUGGUAGAGGACGUGGAAAGGGUAGAGGGCGCACUCAAGGACGUGGCCUACUUGCCCCACCCUCUCAAUCAAGCAGUACUAUCCUUUGUGAUGCACACACAAAACACAACACUAAGGGCCCAAGAAUGCCAGAUGGAACAAGAGGCUUCACCAUGGGACGUGGCAAGCCAAUGAGUCCUUCUUCUCAUGUCACUUCACCUAAAGAGUGAUGGAUAUUUCUUAAGUUUUUCCUUUGGCUACAUAUAGUGAACUUAGGAGAAUUCUUUGCAUUUCUUCACCACAGUUAUUUAAAAUCAGCAAAAGUGUUUUAGAAGACCCUAUUAUGUGGGCUACUAGACGGGUAGUCCCAAUUUUUUAGAUUUGACCAGUUUAGUAAUAAUUCAUGAUGUAUAGUGUGAUAUGGUAUGGCAAUCCUUAUGAUAAUGGCCACGAAGAUUUUAAAUCUUACUUAGCUUUCAAUUUAGUGAGGGGUAUUGUUUUUAAUGUCGGAAAUAAGUGC
Glycine soja is the source of this 1601-nucleotide messenger RNA. RefSeq names its product la-related protein 6C. Gene Ontology annotation, biological process: RNA processing. Gene Ontology annotation, cellular component: nucleus. NCBI's taxonomy places the organism in Eukaryota, Viridiplantae, Streptophyta, Magnoliopsida, Fabales, Fabaceae. The transcript has 10 exons. The record is from RefSeq and is a predicted model, not a curated record. Gene Ontology annotation, molecular function: mRNA binding. The coding region runs from base 97 to 1311 and encodes 404 amino acids.